Messenger RNA from Aspergillus homomorphus CBS 101889, 1210 nucleotides. RefSeq lists its product as uncharacterized. The record is from RefSeq and is a predicted model, not a curated record. The coding region runs from base 1 to 1131 and encodes 376 amino acids. Lineage: Eukaryota; Fungi; Ascomycota; Eurotiomycetes; Eurotiales; Aspergillaceae. The transcript is spliced from 6 exons.
AUGAACUCACCUCGCGCAGCUCCGACCGACGACAAAGGGCCGACCAUCCUGAUAGUGUUGUGGACUUUGACGGGUCUCACGACAGUUUUAGUGACCGCGCGCAUCUACAUCCGGGCAGGCUUGCUGCACAACCUCGGUGUAGAUGAUUGGGUCAUUGCGUUAUCACUGCUCAUGGGAGUUGUGUACUGCAUUUUAACUACCAUAAACGUCCAGCUUGGCUUCGGGAAGCAUGCAUGGCUGUUAAGCACCACUGCAAUCGAGACUGCGACCUUCCUUAACUGUCUCAGUUUCCUCUUCGGCAUCAUCUCUUUUACGCUCCCCAAGCUAGCGGUGACCGCAAUGCUGAAUCGCAUCUUGAACGCGAGCCACAUCCAGCGUGUCUGCCUGUGGGCUCUCAGCACGUUGACAACGAUAGUGUCCGGAGUAUGCAUCAUAUUCCUGUUCACCAUGUGUGACCCACCUCGAGCUCUGUGGCAAACCAGGCUUGCCAUCGAGGGAAAGGCCACCUGCAAGAAUGUGUGGUUGUUGAUCGACUACGCUAUCUUUACUGGAGCUCUCUCCGGCUUUGUCGAUCUGGUCUUAGCAAUUUAUCCCAGCACCGUGCUGAUGAAACUGCAUAUGUCACUGCGGAAGCGCCUCGCUUUGUGCGCGGCCUUAGGUCUCGGCUCCGUCGCAUCUGCUAUGGCGAUUAUCAAAUGCACCCAACUGAAAAGUUUGGCAGACCAAGAAGACUACACAUACGGAACCGCAGAUCUCAUCAUCUGGACAAAUAUCGAAUCCAAUAUCGUGAUCAUCGCCUCGUGUAUUCCCACCCUCCAACCAUUUCUUGAACUCCUCCUCGGAAACCGCACCGCUAGCUCAUACAGCAACAGUCGCAAACGAAACAAAUGUGGUUCGAGCUUCCCCGACGACUCUCACGACAGCCGCAGUAAGGGGGCCAAAGCACAGAAGAGGAACCUCACCAUUGCGACCGUCGAAAGUCAGGAGCACAUCAUUCCGAACCAUGAUGGAGACCAGAGGUUGAAGGAGAGCCACAUGCUGGGGAUGAUUCGGCGGACGGAUAACGUGACCGUUGAGUUUGAGCAAAGACAGGUUGAGAACGAGGUGGCGCGGUCACUGACUGCGUGGUGACCAAUCUUUGACCAUGUGUAUUCCUUUUGUGCUGUUUGUCCUGGCUUGCAGGCUUGCAAUCGCAGCUGAUAUUCAGGAG